Messenger RNA from Drosophila innubila, 5582 nucleotides. It is a transcript of the gene Pde8, whose product is annotated as high affinity cAMP-specific and IBMX-insensitive 3',5'-cyclic phosphodiesterase 8. The record is from RefSeq and is a predicted model, not a curated record. The coding region runs from base 605 to 3835 and encodes 1076 amino acids. NCBI's taxonomy places the organism in Eukaryota, Metazoa, Arthropoda, Insecta, Diptera, Drosophilidae. The transcript is spliced from 16 exons. Gene Ontology annotation, molecular function: 3',5'-cyclic-nucleotide phosphodiesterase activity. Gene Ontology annotation, biological process: regulation of DNA-templated transcription; signal transduction; positive regulation of ERK1 and ERK2 cascade.
UCUGUGUGUGUGUGUGUGUGAAAAGAGCGCAACACUUAAGUGUGUGUUUGUGUGCCGUACAUAAACAAUGCGCCGCCAGAGAAAUCAAAUCAAUUAACAUUGAAGGUGGGAAAUCAAAAAGUAAAGAAAUAGAUUAACCCGCCGACUUUGCCAGCCAUCUACUCGUAGCUGUCGCCCCACUGUCGGGCCAAUUGACUCAGUCCGUCAGUCGCGUUUCGACCGCAAAACCUGUGAAAUACGAUUCGAUUUCUAGACAUUUCAACUCACGAUUCAAAAACAAAAACAAAAAACAAAAAAUAAAUAACCGUGUGUCCCAUAUUCCCAAUACUCGUUCAACUGGAUUUACAAUUUAUGAAAUAUAAUAUACAUCAUAAAAGUGGAAAAUCUUCAAACUUUGGACUGUUCAAAAUGUGUCGCAUUUCGGGUUACGCAAACGCUUUGGCAUUGCUGUUGUUGUUGCUGUUGCUCUUGGAUUAGAAGGACAUUUUUUGAUAAUAGAUUGAAGUCAAGUGUUUGUUGUUGCCAUUGUAAUUGCUAUUGUUAUUGUUAUUGUUAAAGUGAAGUAGCUUGAGCAGUGAGUGAGUGUAAUUGUAUAAUUAGCAGAAUGCGCAAUUGUUUGCCAAAAAUUGCGAGUGUUUUUCGCAGUAAAUCGUCGUCGGCAGCCCAUUCAAAUGAGUCGGACGCCGAGUCCGAUACGGAUCGCUAUAUCAUAGCAAAAGCAACAACCACAAAAGCAACAACAACAGCUGUCACGACAGAAUCUGAUCAACUGCUCGAUAAUGCCAAUAAAAAGUCGCAGCAGCAGCAACAACGACCACCAGCCACAAAGACGACAAAGACGACAACGACAACAACAGCAGCAGCAACAACAACAACAUUGUAUGCUGAUGACGUCGAUAAGAACCGGCUGAUAAGCGCUGUCAGAACAGCUAAUUCAAAUGUCUUGGAUUUAGAGCAGAGUCGUCAGAACAACAAUUGUGAGAGUGGGAACAACAGCAAUAGAAAUCCAACAGCGACAAAUGGCAGCAUCCGCCAAGUGCAGGACAAAAAUUUGGACACGGAAAUGAAGGUAGCUGGCGGUGAAAUUCCAUUAGCACUGCCAUUACCCAGUCGGAUGAGCAACUCCAGCAAAACGCCAGAGCAAAUGGAGCUGGAGUAUGAGGCGAAUGUGGCAGCUGAGCGAGGGGAUAUAAUGACGCCAUUGCCACGCGACCCAAGGUCACAAGCGAUGACCUUCGUUGAUGGUGUGAGUGGUGCUUGUGUAGGAAGCGGUGUCGGACGCAAUAUGCAGCCGGAAAUAGUCGAGGCCAUACGCAAUCUGGACACACAGGCUUUGCGCCUGAACAAUCUCACACUGGAAGAUAGAUGCAAACUCACGCACAAACCGGAUGAGAGCACUGAUUGCGUGGUCCUGCGUCCCAAGGUGUUCCCCUUCGAUCGCCAGUGUCACAGUCUGUACGAGCGGCGGCUACACAAGGGGCCAAAGCUCCAUCUAUGGGUGGGCAACGGCAAGAAGCCAUCGCCGCCAAGUGACGAUGAUGAGUUCAAAACAUUUCAGCGAAAUCUCAUGGACUUGAAAUAUCCAACCGUGCUACCACCGAAUCCUCAACUUAAGGCGCUUUUAGUUUUUCACAAAUCGGAUAGCAUCUGCGAAGUGGUCACCUUGGCCUGUCAGCGCCAUCAACUGGACGUAACGCUGGUCAAAUCCAAGGAGGAGGCACUGGACACUCUGCAAAAGUCAUAUGCCACCGGGCAGUGCUAUCACCUAAUUAUAAUUGAUGCGCGCUCCACAAAAGGUCUCGAUGCUGAGCACAUUGCAAGAACAAUACGUCAUACACAUGGACAUCAUUUAACGACAAUAAUUGUGGUCUGCAAGAAGAGUUUCUUUGAAAAAGAUGAUGCGCUAAUUGCUCUAUUGGACGCUGGCGUUAAUAGAUGCAUUGCGGAGACAACUAACUUGGCCAUGUGCAGCGUGGAACUGAAGCAGAUACUGCACUCAAUCAUAAGACCCCAUAAUGUCAUGUCCACUCAACAGGCACUCUACACGGCCCUGCAUCGGCUGAAGGAGGUGGUGCUCAUCACGGACGACGUGCUGCGCAUACAGUACGCGAAUCGUGCCACGGAGCGGCUACUCAAUAUGCGGCUGGACGAAAUAAUUAGCAAGCCAUUAGCCGACAUUUUCGUCUCGGACCUGUCCACCAUCAGUGAGCAGGGCAAGAGCAUCAAGGAGUUUGAUGGCAUACUGACGGUGCGCCGCAAGAAUCAGGAGGGGAUUCCCAUGCACGUUCGUGUCGUUCCUGUGGCCUGCAUUGGCAGUGCACCCACACAUCUGAUUUUCAACUUUGAUAUACCCGGUGGCGGUAUGGACUUCAUUGCCACGCUGCCACAACCAAAGGAGGCGCCACGCGGCUCUCUGCACUCGGUGCGCCGCUGCAGCUUCGAUGUGCGAUCCAUUGCCUCCGAUGGACUGCGGCGCACUAGCCUGGCCAAGCUGACAUCGCUGCCUCUGGAGGCGCCCAUCACCAAAAUAAUCAAUUUACUAUCACAAGUACAGGAGAAUUGUUCAGCCGACGAGGCACGCCUCAUCGACAAGGUCUUGGAGUUCCUCAAACGCGAGGGGCUCUACAGUCCCCAAAUGAAAGAGAUACGUACCGAUGAUCCCAUUGCAACUGAUCUUAUUGGCGCCCUCUUAACGGGUCCCAGUGUCUACUCGUCCCGUCGCAGCUCGAAUGACUCCAUCAUCCGCACUGGCAACUCUACGCGUACAGCCAUUGUACCCGCCAAAAUGAAGGCGAAUCCCAUUAUCAUGGAACUGCUUGAAGAAUCUCUAAGCUGGGACUUUGAUAUUUUCAAAUUGGAAGAGAUCACCGAUUACCAUCCGCUGUUAUACUUGGGCAUGGAAAUUUUCCGGCGCUUUGAUGUCUUUGCCACACUGAAUAUUGAUGAGAACGUAUGCAAGGCCUGGCUGGCGGUUAUCGAGGCGCAUUAUCAUAAGAGCAACACAUAUCACAACAGCACACAUGCCGCAGAUGUCAUGCAGGCCACGGGCGCGUUCAUCACACAGCUGGCCAACAGGGAUAUGGUAAUGGAUCGCAUGGAUGAGGCAACGGCCUUGAUUGCGGCAGCGGCACAUGAUGUCGAUCAUCCUGGCCGUUCUUCCGCUUUUCUGUGCAACUCAAACAAUCCGCUUGCUAUAUUAUAUAACGACCUAACGGUACUGGAAUCCCAUCAUGCAGCCAUUACUUUCAAGUUGACGCUGGGUGAUGACAAGAUCAACAUAUUCAAGAACCUUGAUAAGGAGACCUACAAGUCGGCGCGCAGUACCAUUAUAGAUAUGAUAUUGGCCACUGAAAUGACCCGUCAUUUCGAGCACUUGGCCAAGUUUGUUAGCGUCUUUGGCAGUGAGGUUGAGCCGCGUGAGCUGGUGCAGUCAGAGGAGGAGACCUCGAUACUCAUGCGUCGUAUGCUCAUCAAGGUGGCGGAUGUGAGUAAUCCCGCCAGACCAAUGCAGUACUGCAUUGAAUGGGCACGACGCAUUGCCGAGGAGUACUUUAUGCAGACGGACGAGGAGAAGCAGCAUCACCUGCCCAUUGUGAUGCCCAUGUUCGAUCGUGCCACCUGCAGCAUACCAAAGAGCCAGAUUGGUUUCAUCGAAUACAUUAUACAGGACAUGAUGCAUGCUUGGGACAGUUUCAUUGACAUGCCACAGCUGAUCACGUGCAUGCAGAUCAACUACUCACAGUGGAAGAAAUAUGAUGAGCAGGGAGUUAAUACAUUGGCUGAUAUUAUGGCCAAGCAGCCGGCUGUUGGCAACAAGCCGUCCAAUUCUAAAUAGCAUACGGCUUUUCGGCGAGUAUUCUCGGGUUUUCUGAAGCCGCUGCCGGCCCAGGCGCCUGCCACAUCCACAAUUGGCGAGAACGAAAUGGAGGACUUGCUCUAGUGCUGGCGCAGCCGGUCUAGGAGCUGCAACUUGCGUCGCACUCUCUCGGCAUAGGUCUGGCUCUUGUCUUCUUGUCGUUGGUUGCAUACAUAUCUCGACUAAAUAACGCUUCCACAACUGGUGUGUAUGUGUGUGUGUGUAUGUAUGUCUGUGUGUCAAGGGCGGAAGGAUCCUACACAACAAACACACACACACACAAACAAACACAAAACUGUCGCAAAUGUUUGAAGAGCAAAAACAUAAAUAACAAAACAAAAAACAAAAGUUAUUGGGCUGGACUCAAAAUUUAAUAUUUAAGUAACAUCGCAAAGUUUGUAUGUAUAUGUUAAUGUGCGUGAGUAUGUGUGUGUGUGUGUGUGUGUGUGUGUGCGUGCAUGAGUGAGUGUGCGUAUGUUAUUUGCUAAAAAUAUAAUAAAUACAAAUAGAAGUCUAAACAUAAACGUAAAUACAAGAACUAGCAAAUAUAGUCACCUAUUGCCCCAUGGGGCAUAGAGGCGUGCGCUCAAGAGUACCUAAAAUGGUAUUAAAGCAUAAUCAGCACAUGCAUAUGCAGUAAAAAGGUCAUAUGUAUGUGUAUAUAUGUCUGUUCCCCCCCACCCCCACCCUAUCACACACGAUGACAAUCUCUGUUAAAUGGCAAAAAUAUCUACAUACACAUAGUUUAAAUGUCCAACUAUUUAAAAUUAAGGCAAAUAUCAAAUGCAUAACUAAACGGCUGUAUGAGUGUGUGUGUGUGUGUGCGUGCGCGUGUGUGUGUAUCUGUGUUAUUGCAUGAUUCACCAGGGAUAAGAUAAAUGUGCAGAGCAAACGAACUAUUGCUAGAAUUAGACAAAUAUAUCUACAUACAAAUGUAUAUCCAACUAUCUGAUUAGCAAAAGCAACAACAAUUCGAAUCCACAAACGUAACGUGUGAAAUUCUAUGGGGCCCGUUACUAUUACCUUCUAUCUACAUAAUAUCUACUAUCUAAUAUACCUAAUAAUUUAAUUAAUGUUGAAUCAAGCUAAUUGCAAAACAUUUAUGAUUAAGUGAAUCCUUUUUGAAAUCUUUUUUAUCUAAUUGACUGAACAAAUUACAUAUUAUACAUAUAACAAGUAAAUUAAUACGAAUUGAUAAUACGUUCUUGUUAAAACAGAAAAAGAAACAAAAUGAAAAAAUAUUUAAAAAACAAAAAAAAAAAAGUGGCAAACUAAUAAGUGUAUACAUAAAGAAUAUAUACAAUUUAUAUACAACUUUUACGAAGCAUAAGCAUAUUCAAAGAAUAUAUUUAUAUAUUAUUAUUAUUAUAUAUGUAUGUAUUGUAUGUAUAUGUGUAUUUGUGUGUGUGUGUGUGUGCUGGACACGAUACCAAACAACAAUCACACUGUUAUUUGUAUCUGUUAUAAACAUUUUUGAUACAGUUUAUAAACACAAACCAAACCCAAGACCCAAUUUCAAAUUGCCAAAUGGUACUAGGACCCAUCAUUUUUUAGGCCAAAAUAGACAACAGUCGGACACAGAUAUAAGAGUGCAUAUAUACAUACAUUUAUUGUUGUUAAUGUGUGUGUGUUAAACGUACGUUUGUGUAUGUAUGUAAAUGGCAUACGUACACAUCUUAAUAAGUAUUUACAAAAACAAACAAACAAACAAAAUCAAAGCGAAAAA